Messenger RNA from Macaca mulatta (Rhesus monkey), 1436 nucleotides. RefSeq names its product hydroxypyruvate isomerase (putative) (gene HYI). Lineage: Eukaryota; Metazoa; Chordata; Mammalia; Primates; Cercopithecidae. The record is from RefSeq and is a predicted model, not a curated record. Gene Ontology annotation, biological process: glyoxylate metabolic process. Gene Ontology annotation, molecular function: hydroxypyruvate isomerase activity.
UAUAAAAGUGCUUCUUUAUUUGGUUAUACAGCUUUCAAAUGUUGCUUAACGAACAGAUAGCAUUUUUAUAAACAGAGGAAAGACUCAGUAUUAAAGUGCACGUCCCAUCAUUGCAACCUGGCCCUCGGGCAGCCAGCUCUCUCUGGCCCCGCGUCCGGCUUUCAGGUCCGGGAGCCCGGCCUCCCCAGCUUCUCCCGGCGCGGGCCCCGCUCCUUUUCCGGCCGCCCUCGCCCCGCCCCUUCGCCUCUCCCCGCGCUCCCUUUCUCGCUCACGGAAGGCGCUUUUCGCGAAGGCCCGGAUUUUUACAGCACUUCGCUUUUCUAACCCGGAAGAGUGCACGUUUGUUCGCAGGGCCAGCAAGGAGAGCCCCGCCCCGCCCGCCGCCUUUGGAGCCUUCGGACUCUGCCCGGCCCGGCCUCCCCAGGCAUGGCGCCGCUGCGCUUCUCCGCCAAUCUGUCCUGGCUGUUCCCCGAGCUCCCCGGCCUCCCCGCGCGGCUGCGGGCCGCGGGCAGCUCGGGUUUCGAGGCCGUCGAGGUGGCCUGGCCGUACGCGGAGCCGCCUGAGGCGCUGGCGCGCGCCGCGCGAGAAGCGGGGCUGCGGCUUGUGCUGAUCAACACGCCCCCGGGAGACCAAGAGAAGGGGGAAAUGGGGCUGGGGGCCGUCCCCGGGAGACAGGCGGCCUUCCGAGAGGGGCUGGAGCAGGCCGUGCGAUACGCCAAGGCCCUGGGCUGUCCCAGGAUCCACCUGAUGGCUGGCCGAGUACCCCAGGGAGCUGAUCGAAUAGCAGUCAAAGCUGAGAUGGAGAUCGUUUUUCUGGAGAACCUGAGGCAUGCAGCUGGGGUUUUGGCUGAGGCGGACCUCGUGGGACUGCUGGAGCCCAUCAAUACCCGCAUCACUGACCCCCAGUACUUCCUGGACACGCCCCAGCAGGCGGCAGCCAUCUUACAGAAGGUGGGAAGACCCAACCUCCAAUUACAAAUGGACAUAUUCCACUGGCAGAUCAUGGAUGGGAACCUGACAGGAAACAUCCAGGAGUUCCUGCCCAUUGUUGGGCAUGUGCAGGUGGCACAGGUCCCAGGCCGAGGGGAGCCCAGCAGCCCCGGAGAGCUGAAUUUCCCCUAUCUGUUUCAACUGCUGGAAGAUGAAGGCUACAAAGGCUUUGUGGGCUGCGAGUAUCAGCCUCGAGGUGAGGGGUGGCCCUGGGGAAGGGAGCUCUGGAGGGACUGGACAGGGGAUGUUUUCUCCUUGUGGGCUGAGAUGCCCAGGCCUCCCUCUCCCUACAGGAGACACAGUAGAGGGCUUGAGUUGGCUACGUUCAUACUGGGAUAGGCGGGGCCACCCCGAGGUGGCCAGUGAGGGCCUGCACACCACCCACAUGCCUCCAGACAGCGAGUGAGAUCCCAUCUCCUCCUCUGCAUUAAAGAUGACCCGCUGAA